Molecule: messenger RNA, 372 nt
Organism: Phycomyces blakesleeanus NRRL 1555(-)
Lineage: Eukaryota; Fungi; Mucoromycota; Mucoromycetes; Mucorales; Phycomycetaceae
Exons: 3
Coding region: 1-372 (123 amino acids)
Source: RefSeq, a predicted model, not a curated record
AUGACACUUGAUAGAAUUACUUGUAUUAUUCAGGUUAAAACCGCCAUGAUACCUAGAGAGGAUGUUCCGGUCGGUAGACUUGCGAGACGAAGACGGCCGAGUUUUAGAAAGAUAACACCUGCAAGAAGAAUAAGAAGAAUACACUUAUUUCACCCUGGUUAUCGAAAAAACAAUGAAGAAAAUAUAAAGCAACAGGAUAAGAGACAUCGACCUUUACACUUCAAGUAUAUAUCACUCAAUGUCUUAUUAACUUUUAGCUUGACAACUGAUGAAAAUUGUUCAAUUGGAUUCAGUUAUCGAGAACGCGGAGGAGUGCAAAUAUACCGAUAUCCUCUAGUGAACACGAUCUUCUAUGUCAGCCACUGGCUAUGA